This is a messenger RNA of Pyricularia oryzae 70-15, 1276 nucleotides long. RefSeq names its product type-2 protein geranylgeranyltransferase subunit beta. The record is from RefSeq and is a predicted model, not a curated record. The transcript is spliced from 2 exons. Gene Ontology annotation, molecular function: Rab geranylgeranyltransferase activity. Gene Ontology annotation, cellular component: Rab-protein geranylgeranyltransferase complex. Gene Ontology annotation, biological process: protein geranylgeranylation. The coding region runs from base 160 to 1149 and encodes 329 amino acids. NCBI's taxonomy places the organism in Eukaryota, Fungi, Ascomycota, Sordariomycetes, Magnaporthales, Pyriculariaceae.
CGAUAUUCACCGUACCGUAGACGCGGCGUGGCUGCUGACAUAAGUCGCUAAAGUCGCUUGCUGCAUCCGAGCCUCCAUCUUUUAGGUUGGCUAUCGGCGAUUCCAACCACCAUUCAUUUGUCUUGACCAUCGCAGCCUACCGCAGUGCCGGCAUCCAGCAUGGCAACGCAAGACCCAUCCCUCCCAGACGAACUUCGACUGGCCGCCGCUGCUCAUGUCAAGUAUGUCCAGAGUCUCGACACAAGAAAGGAGGAUUAUGAGUACUGGUUGACGGAGCAUUUGCGGCUCAAUGGUGUUUACUGGGGAUUGGUGGCGCUUCAUCUACUCGGCCAGCCAGAUGCUCUGCCACGCGAUGCCACUAUAGAAUUUGUGCUCUCUUGCCAGCACGACAACGGUGGCUUCGGGGCUGCCCCCGGGCACGAUGCCCAUAUGCUCUCUACAGUCAGUGCUGUACAGAUAUUGGCCAUGGUCGAUGCGCUUGACGAGUUGGACAAGAAGGGCAAGGGUAGGAGGCAGGUAGGCAAGUUCAUUGCCGAUCUGCAGAACCGGCAAACAGGCACGUUCGCUGGGGAUGAGUGGGGUGAGGAAGACACGCGGUUUCUUUAUGGGGCACUAAACGCGCUGUCAUUGCUGGGGCUGCUCGAGAUGGUCGACGUGGGCAAGGCCGUCGACCACAUUGUCGCCUGUGCCAACUUCGAUGGGGGUUAUGGCAAUCGCCCGGGUGCAGAGUCGCACUCGGGCCAGAUCUUCACCUGCGUCGCUGCAUUGUCGAUAGCCGGCAGGCUGGAUCUGGUGGACACAGAUAAGCUGGGCCGCUGGCUAAGCGAGAGGCAGAUCGCGGGUGGCGGAUUAAACGGUCGCCCUGAGAAGCAGGAGGACGUAUGUUACAGCUGGUGGGUGCUCAGUAGCCUGGAGACCAUUGGACGGACCCACUGGAUCGACCGCGAUCAGCUGGCUGCCUUUAUCCUCAAAUGUCAAGACACGGAGAAGGGUGGUAUGUCGGAUCGGCCUGGAAAUCAGGUCGAUGUCUUCCACACAUGCUUUGGCCUAACUGGUCUUUCCCUUCUCAAGUGGCCUGGCUUGGAGGAUGUUGACCCUGUGUAUUGCAUGCCGAAAGCUACCAUUCAGCGCAUUAUAGGAAGGGCUUAGGCCUAAUGAAUGUGCAAUGAAACGUGGCUUAGUUGUUCUUAUUUAAGGCAUAUGCCAUGCUAGCUCCUGGCCCAAUUUCUUUUUCCCUCCAUGUUGCUCCAGUUUAUCUUCUCGCAUAUUCUCUUGC